AUGUUAGAGAACGUAACCAGAUGGCCAGGUAACGCGGGUUCGCGACUGGUGAAGGCUAGAAGCAGCCCGAACGUGUCGAAGCCAGCCUUGUCGAUGGCUCCUCGGAAGCAAGCACAGCCCGAUCAGAGCAGAUCCACGCCCACGAAUAAAUCUCAACGAGUGGCAAAAACCACAGCGCCUUCUAGAACAACCGGCAAGAUCGUCUCUAACGACCAUGCUGCUUCUCGAGCGGCUUUUUCCACCGAAUCGACCAAGACGCGCGUUUCCUGUUUCCCGAGCAAGUCUCGUCGAUCAACAGCGGACGGUCGAGCGGAGGCAACGAGAUGCCCGUCGACGAUUACAAAGAGCCAAGAAAAGAGGCAAGUGGCGAGGUCUGUUAGCUCCUCCCCGUCUUGCACGAUCCUCGAGGACAGGACGCUUCUGAAGAAAGGAUUGUCCUACGCCCCGGCGAAGUUACCCAAGAAACCGGAAGCUCUGAGGAAGAAAGCCGCUCUGGAUCGUUCGGUAAGCUUGGGCUGCGUAUCCGUGGAUAUUCGCGGCAACUCGGAGGAAAGCUUCAAGAUGAGCAGCUCGUUCAGCUCCGAGUCGGGCAGGCAAACGACGGAGAAAGAGAGGAAGCAGGAGAUACCGCGCAGGAAAUCGAUCAGCAGGUCUGCCAGCCUGUGGAACGUGCAGGCUACGUCGAGGAACGACGCCCCGGGUAGAAGGACGUACGGAGUUUCGGCAAGGCCGAGCAAGAUCCCGCUUCUGGCGCAUCGGAACACGCGCGUGGGUCGAUCUCUGGCCGAUCUAUCGCAGGUAGAUCGAGCCGUGGAGCCGACGAUGCAGCCGGUGGUGACGUUCGACGACAUCGAUCUCGAUCGCUCGAUGGACGAACGUAUCUACGAGAAUUGUCGCGAGGCGUUCGGCUGCGCGCCGACGGAGACUCGUCAGCCAGCACGGGCGUACACCAGCAACCUGGAAGAACGUGUGGCACGGCUGAUGGCGCAGCUGGACGACGACGUCGACGACGACGAGCAACACGCCCGAGCGACGAUGGUCGCGUCUACCGACUGCGUGGACGCUGCUGCUGCUGCUGCUCCUCCUCCUCGUAGAGCCAAUUCCGUCUACGAGGUGCGUGAGAUCGACGUCGAACGAAGAAGCAGCGAGCCGGCUGAAAAGAUCGUUCAGUCGGAACAGUACACCGCGAUGGUGAUUAGGAUCGAAGGAAUCCAGGAAAGAAGGGACGAACCAUUGGUGAAGCUAGUGGAAGGUAACGAGAAGAGUAAUUUGGACGAGACUAAGAAGAACACGUUGAGCUUGGUCAGAGGAUUCGGGAGAGAUCGGGAACGCGAGAAGAUCGAUAGACAGGAUGUUGUUGUCGACGAGUCGAAGAGGAAAAAGGAAACGUCGAGUAUUCAAGAGCUGAGGAAGAACUGGGAGAAACAAGCAGCCAGUGGAUUGGCAACGAAAGAAGACGAGAGGAAGAAGAUCGAUUGUACAGUUUCUCCAAUUUGCAACGCGGAGCCUGCAGUGAAAUCUGCUUGUCAAAGAAACAACGACACGAGACAGGAACCGAGGAGCAAGCAAUCGUUGGGCAAGAGGGCCAAGGACAUCGAACACCUGGUGAAUUUCUUCAACUGUAAGAACGCCGAGGCAACGAAAGAGGCGAAAGAUCCGUGGAUCAAGGGUAGAUCCACGUCGGAGACGAUCGAACCAACCACGGUGACCACGUUGAAGAAGAACGUCGACGUUAAGAAUAUACAGGACUACAAUGGUUACGCAUCUGAUGGGAAUUGCUCGGAGGACAGCGGUCACAUGAGCAACGAGAACGAAGUGGAGUGGAAGGAAGGCGUGGUGCCGAGCGAGACUCGCGAUUUCGAGAAGGAACGGUUCUUCGAGCAGAACGAAGUUCGAAGCACGAUCGGUGUGUACGAUGAUACGUCGAUCGUGAACAGAUUGGAGCCAGAAAAGAAGCCGACGACGGUGGUCGUUCGAAGCAGCGUAUCCACCUCGAGCGGUGCCAGUAGCAUCGACAGCUGUAAGGGAGAGAACGCGAAAGUCGUGCUGCACACCGUUAAAGAUGUGCAGUGGAAUGCUUGCAGAUCCUACAACGAUGGACGACAGGUCCGUCGCGUAAUUAUUGGCCUUCUAAACCUAUUAGAGAUAUCUGUCGAGAACGAUCGCUAA
Heterotrigona itama is the source of this 2169-nucleotide messenger RNA. The record is from the annotation of a GenBank genome assembly. Lineage: Eukaryota; Metazoa; Arthropoda; Insecta; Hymenoptera; Apidae.